GGCACUUGGCGACAAACGACAGACACAAUACAACAAACAUGGCUCUCUUCUAUACUCGGUGUCUUCAAGACCUACCUCGUCUGAAUAUUAACGAUGUGAACAGACUAGUGAAGAAGUCUUGCACCACUCCCUCCAGUAAACGGGAAAAGGGAUUUAAGAUGUAUAUCGCCAGCUACAUCGAUAAUUACGAGGGUAAGUCAUUAUGUUCAAAUGUUACAUUAGGCUGAAAUGUUACAUUAGGCUACAUUGUAAUAGCUUCUAGCUAGCGUUGAUGUUAAAUGAACGAUUAGACGGCUAACGUUAACGUUCGGUUAACGUUCGUUGUUUUGAUCGACUAUGACUGACAGACUUGUCAGCUAAUAUUAAGUUUGAGUUUGUUUUAGAUACUGUCAAGGUAUUGUGCAAAAUGUAACGUUAACGUUAUAGUAUUGUGUGUUCGUCUUCUUCCUUCCUCACAGUGUCAUUGAGAGACAAGGUGACAGGAGAGAUCAGCGUGAGGGCAGUCUGUCAUAGAUCAAUGAGGAAAAGUGAAAAGCCACACGACUUAAGAGUAGGGUCAUUGUUAGGGCAAUGGUUAGGUUUGACAAACUGAUAGAGUUACCUGUCAGCUAAAUUAAAGCACACAUAUCAUAUCUGCUAUCUUAAAUUAAGCCCCUUUACCCCUCCCUACAUACACAGCUUGUUGCCUUAUCUCAACAUGCAUACAGCACACUGCCCCCAUAACCACCACUUCCAUCACUCCCCUGUAAUCAUCCCUGGAUGCUCCUUGUUGGGUUAGGGUAAGGGUUAGGGUUAUCUAACGCUAAACAAAUGCCCUGUAUCAUGUGUAAUACAUUUUCAUAUUUUUGUGUGAACUUCAUAGAACAGCCUACAGUAAUGUAUUUCUUGUUAGCCUAAUGCUUUUGCUGUCAAUCAACAUCUCAUGUAAGCUUCUAUUUCUCUAUAGAUGGUGUUAAAACACUCAAAACCAGUUGUUUUGGUGAGCAGCCAUUGUUCCUGUGUGGCGGGCUGUGCCUUAUGCAAUCAUUUGGUUGCACUCCUGUAUCACACUGCCCACUAUUCACAGCUAAGCAUUCCUGCUAUUCCCCCCGUGCACAGCUGCACAGACACAGAGCAGAUCUGGCACAAACCGAGGACACUGGGUGUGAGGCCAGGCCCAGUUGGAGAAAUGGAGUUUCGAAAACCCAAAAAUUCAACUGCAGACUGUGUAAGAAGUUCUCUCUACAAGGCGGUGGAUGGGGAACUGCUAGAUCUUGCCAUGUUGAGAGUUUCAGAGGUGUACAAAGAUUUCCCUCCUUCACUUGCACCCUUGGUGACAACAAUGGGCAUGUCCGCUGAUGUCCCAUUAGUCCAGUCUGCAUUUGGAGCUGUCCAGGCAGGGAGCUUACUGUCAUUUCAGCAAAAACCUCCAGCAAUAAGGGAAGUCUUCAACAUCCCAUCUGCUCCUGCUUAUCCCUCCCUUCCCAUCCACAGCCACAGGCUUCAACCGCCAUCCUGUGCCUAUGUUCUGUCAGAGCAAGAAAGUCUGCACCUGAAGUCUCUGGAUGUGUCAUUCAACAUGGCCCACAGGAUAGAAGCUGGAACACAAAUGCAGAGUUUGUGCCAGCAGUGGCAUCGCUUGAGAAGAAUGCGUGUGACAUCUACACGUUUCUAUGAGGUAUGCCAUGUUCGUGGACAUACAUCUGCAGAAAAUCUGGCUGAGAGAAUUCUCCGGGGAACUGGGCAGACCAGGGAUAUGAGGAGAGGAAUUGAUAUGGAGCCACGUGCUGUUAAAGAGUAUUGCACGCUGAAAAAUGUCAACUAUUCACCCUGUGGGUUCAUUGUGCAUCCUGAUGCUCCAUGGCUAGGAAGUUCUCCUGAUGGAGUCAUCUUUGAUCCCUCUGGGAACCCACCAUUUGGUCUCCUUGAGGUCAAAUGCCCCAAUAUCCAGAGCUAUGUAGACUGUCCCUAUCUAAAAAUGUCAGGUGGUGCUUUGAAACUCAGGAGGCAGCACAAGUACUACUGGCAAGUUCAAGGUCAGAUGCUACUGACAGGGCUAGAGUGGUGUGAUUUUGUUGUUUAUGCUCAGGAGGACAUGUUUGUCGAGCGUAUUUAUAAAGACCUUGAUGUAAUGUACACCAUUAGAGACGGAGCAGAUCAUUUUUUCUUUUACCACUACUUACAGAAGUGUUUACAGUAAAUCAGUCCAAUGCCUUUGUAUAGUAUCUAUCAAUAAGUGUAAUCAGUUGCAAUCAGUUCAUUAAUCAGUUUCAAUCGGUUCAGUGAGUUCAGAUGUUAUUGUUCAUUUUUACAAAUCUAUUUUUUAGAUUAGAUUCAACUUUAUUGUCAUUGCACAGAGUACAAGUACUGAGACAACGAAAUGCAGUUUAGUAUCUAACCAGAAGUGCAAAGAAGCAGAAUAUCUGAACCUAUCAAGAAGACUAUACAGUAUAAGAACUGUUCUGUUUACAUUUGCCGUCUAUACAAUAUCUAAGCUGAUGUACUGUUCAUGUUCGCAAGUCUAUACCAAAUGGAAAUUGUUACUUAGUAUAAAGUACACAUGCUGCUGCUGCUGUUGUUUUACUGUUACACUGUAUACAGCUCAAGUUACUGUUGAUGGGCUCUUAAAAUAACUUGAUAUGUAUGUAUGUAUUUAUUUGUUUAUUAAACUGUGAUGGAAUGUUGUAUGUAUAUUAUAAUAAAUGUGAUGCAUAACUUAUGACUUCAAUAUUCAAAUAAAUAGAAAUGCCACUUGAAGUACUCUGAAA
This is a messenger RNA of Gadus macrocephalus (Pacific cod), 2747 nucleotides long. RefSeq lists its product as uncharacterized. Lineage: Eukaryota; Metazoa; Chordata; Actinopteri; Gadiformes; Gadidae. The record is from RefSeq and is a predicted model, not a curated record. The transcript is spliced from 3 exons. Gene Ontology annotation, molecular function: zinc ion binding. The coding region runs from base 947 to 2179 and encodes 410 amino acids.